UCUGUUAUUAUUGUGGGUUUGUUGGAUUGUGCAGGUUUGAUGGGAGACAGAUGUUGCGAAUGUUGAGAGGGAAGAGAAUGGUGUUUGUGGGGGACUCGUUGAAUAGGAAUAUGUGGCAAUCUUUGGUAUGUGCAUUGAGAGAAUCAGUGGAGAAUAAGAGCAGAAUCUUUGAAAUUGAGGGUCGGCGAGAGUUCAGGGCUAGAGGCUUCUACUCUUUCAACUUCGUAGAUCAUAAUUGCUCAAUAGACUUUGUAAAAUCGCCAUUCCUUGUUCAAGAAUGGCGAAGCUCAGACAGGCGUGGAAAUCGAAGAGAAAGACUCAGGCUUGACAUGAUCCAAACCCCUUCUUUCAAUUACCAUGAUGCUGAUAUAAUCAUCUUCAACACCGGUCACUGGUGGACGCACCAGAAAACAUACAGAGGCAAAAAUUACUUCCAAGAAGGCAGGAAAGUCUAUAACAGGCUAGAAGUAAAUGAAGCUUAUAAGAAAGCUUUAUGGACAUGGGCAAAAUGGGUUGAUUCUAACAUCAACAGAAGCCAUACCAGGGUCUUCUUCGGUGGAUACUCAGCUUCUCACUUCAGGAAAGGGAAAUGGGAUUCAGGUGGGCAUUGUCAUGAAGAGAGGCAGCCUGUAACAAACGACACUCUACUUAAACCAUAUCCAUUGAUGAUGAAGAUUCUCGAAUCUGUUAUAUCAGAGAUGAAGACGCCAGUUUUUUACCUCAACAUUACCAGAAUGACAGGGUACAGAAAAGAUGGGCAUCCUUCGGUUUACCGGAAACCUAAUGUCCAUCAAAGAAUUCCUGGGAUUAUCCAAGAUUGCAGCCAUUGGUGUCUUCCCGGUGUUCCAGACUCCUGGAAUGAGCUUUUCUACGCCACUUACCUUUUAUCACAUCAUGCUUUGUCAAGCAACCACUAGACCGACACUUGUGGUAGUUCAUGUUGUCCAACUGAUAAAUAGUGUAAAAAUUCAAAUGUCUUACACAAUCUUGUAGCAGUUAAACCGUGACCCUUGUAGAUAGAUAAGAUGAAAUGCGAAAGAAAGCUUGAAGUUGAUUGUUUUUAAGCUUUACUUUCUCGAACUUGUUUAAAAAAAACAUUAUUCCUUUAUUAGACAACAGGUGUGAACACCAACACAACAGUAAAGACUUUAGAGUGUGUUCACUGUCCGACUAGAAUCCCACCAAAUGGAAGGCAUUGGUCUGGGAUAAUAAUCGACUGUCCUU
Messenger RNA from Populus trichocarpa (black cottonwood), 1224 nucleotides. Its product is annotated as protein trichome birefringence-like 4. Bases 51 to 917 code for a protein of 288 amino acids. The transcript has 4 exons. Gene Ontology annotation, molecular function: O-acetyltransferase activity. Gene Ontology annotation, cellular component: Golgi apparatus. NCBI's taxonomy places the organism in Eukaryota, Viridiplantae, Streptophyta, Magnoliopsida, Malpighiales, Salicaceae. The record is from RefSeq and is a predicted model, not a curated record.